AUGCUGGCUCUCACGCAUCACAGCACGCCUCAGCCGCCUCAGGACCUGACCAUGGCGGUCUUGGGCUGCGGCACAAUGGGCAUCGCCAUCCUCAACGGCAUCCUCACCUCCCUGGUCGAGAUGCAAGGCCCCAAGCCCCUCCAGUCCGGCGCCUCGACGCCCUCGGAGGACAUCCCGCGCUCGCUGCCCUCGCGCUUCAUCGCCUGCGUGCGCACCCCCGAGACGGCCAAGAAGGUCAAGGGCGCCCUGUGGGAGCACUCGUCGGUGCUCAAGGUCGUCCGCAACGACAACCUCGCCGCCGUCCAGCAGUCCCAGGUCAUCCUGCUGACCUGCAAGCCCUACAUGGUCAGGGACAUCCUGGGCGCCCCCGGCAUGGCAAAGGCCCUGCACGGCAAGCUGCUCAUCAGCGUCUGCGCCGGCAUCACCGUCGAGCAGCUCGAAAUCGCCCUCCACGGCGCCGUGCCCUCCAAGGACCCCGACGAGGACGGCCGCUGCCGCAUCGUCCGCGCCAUGUGCAACACCGCCGCCCUCAUCCGCGAGUCCAUGACCGUCAUCAGCGCCACCGAGCCGCCCCUGCCCCGGGAGACCGAGACCCUCGUCACCUGGAUCUUCAAGCGCGUCGGCGACGUCGUCUACCUGCCCGCCCGCUACAUGAACGCCUCCACCGCCCUCUGCGGCUCCGGCCCGGCCUUUUAUUCCCUCUUCCUCGAGGCCGCCAUCGAGGGCGCCGUCGCCAUGGGCCUCCCCCGUGCUGAGGCGACUAGGAUGGCCACUCAGACCAUGCGAGGAACCACCGGCCUCAUCCAGAGCGGUGAACACCCGGCUCUGCUCAGGGAAAAGGUCUGCACUCCUGGAGGCUGCACCGUUAGCGGCGUGCUCGUCCUCGAGGAGGAGCGCGUGCGUGGCACCAUCUCCAAGGCCGUGCGGGAGGCCAGCCGCGUGGCCGGCCAGCUCGGUAAGAACAUCCAGGCCGCUACCGUUGUUAACCAGGGCGACGCUCAUCUGCACUUUGAUGAGUAG
Trichoderma reesei QM6a is the source of this 1020-nucleotide messenger RNA. RefSeq names its product delta 1-pyrroline-5-carboxylate reductase. Gene Ontology annotation, molecular function: pyrroline-5-carboxylate reductase activity. The coding region runs from base 1 to 1020 and encodes 339 amino acids. Lineage: Eukaryota; Fungi; Ascomycota; Sordariomycetes; Hypocreales; Hypocreaceae. The record is from RefSeq and is a predicted model, not a curated record. The transcript has 2 exons. Gene Ontology annotation, biological process: L-proline biosynthetic process.